CUGCAGUAAAAGGACAAAUAUUUAAAAACUUGUAAUUACGUAAAGUGGAACACCCUGUAUAUGAAUCAUAUGUUUAUAUAGACAUUUGAAUGAUAUCCAUAUGAUAGGGAGUGAUAGUCGUUAAUAGUGAUUUCUAUAGGCGAUACAUAAUAUGAAAAUGGGGAAAAAAUGCAUUUUUCUUGUGUUACUAUUUGCUACAUAUAUUACAGCCGACGACUUGCAAUGCUACGUGUGUACUGACUGUGAAAAUGACUUUGAAAAUAAGAUUGAAACCUGUGUGGAUACCAGCGUAGGAACGACGACGAUUGCAGACUCAGAUACGACUACAACUUCAUUUACAAUCGAAUCUAUAGCAACUACCGAAAGCUCAAUCGCUACAACUACCAUAACCGAAGGUAGUACAGUAGGUGAUGGAUCUGUGACUAACCCUACUACAUCUCUUCCGGUCGAGACAAAACCAGACAAUGAGCAACCACAAUCGACUACAUUGAUUAUCGAUGGCACAACUGUACCAAUUGAAGGCUCCACUACACCAUCGGAUAUCAAUGAACAGACUACAACAUCAAAUGAAGACGCAAGUGUAACAACUGAAAACACCAAAGAGCCAGAAACAACGACACAAAGUGUAGAAUCGACGACUCUCACAGCGUUGGAUACGACAACAGUGUCUAUUGAUUCAGAAAUAUCAACAGUUGAAGAUGUUACAACAACAACAGUCUCUGUCGAAGAAGGAAGCGAAUCAAUUCCAGACAAUAAUGGCCAACCAGAAGACUCCAAUAACGUACCUACAACAACUACAUAUAGCAGCGUCAAUAAUGAACCCACAACACAAAACUUAGAAUUAGAUACCUUUACAACGCCUACAAUUGUUAAUGUUCAAACGACACCUAUUCUGGAAUCAGACAUGAAUACAAUGGAAAGCCAAAUUACUACUUUAAAUGACCAAAGUAUAACCUCAACGGAGUCUAUCGAAGUAUCAACUAAUAGUGAGUCAGAUACUAUUAUAGAACAAACAACAACUCCAUCAUCGGCUAUAAAUAAUGAACCAACAACACCUAUUUUGGAAUCAGAUACGACAACAGUAGCAUCCGAUACAGAAACUCCAACAAUGACAAAUAGAGAUUCGACAACAUUAAUAUCUAACGGUGAGCUAACAACAAAAACGUCGAUAGAUACAGACAUAACAACUAGUAAGGAGCUAACAACAACAACCGAUGUUUUAGUGGAAGAUUUAGGGAAAUCAAAUAUCGACCCACCAAGUGUUCAGAUGGUUGAUGAGGCUAAUAAAUACGGUUCACGUUAUUCUUUUAUUAGAACCGUUCGUCAAGUUAAAAAUGAUGUAAGAAGACCGCGCUGUGUUGUCACUUCUUACCAAGACCAAAACAGAACUGUCGUGAUGCGAGGUUGUUCAUUCGUUCAAGAAGAUGACCCUAUGGAACACUGCAAUGGACUUUUGGGUACAGAUCGAACACAAAAUCUGAGCCGAUGCCUUGUUUGCGACCGAGAUUUAUGUAAUUCAGCGAAUAAAGUAUUUGCUACUAUUACAAUGCUAAUGAUUGCACUUAUUUCAUUGCUAUAAGUGGCAUUGCAUUAAUUGUUUCUUUAUUUUUCUAUAAUUCGAUCAAAAUUAAUUAAUUGGUGAAAUUGUUAUUGUGACUGCUGUCUUUCAAGUAUUAAAAUAUGCUGAGCAAAAAAAAUAUUUUGUUUUACAAAACUCCACUGGUAAAAUAUAGACUAUAUUUAACAAAAUGCGUAGAUAAUAUAAUACCUAAUGUUAGAUUAAAGAUAAAAAUAAAUUAUUUUAUUUAACUAAGAAUUAUUGAAUAAUGACAAUGUAGUUUAAGUAGUAAUAAGUCCUGUUCCUGUACAUAUACAUUUAUUUAUUGUUCUCAUUUACUAUUUUUAAUAAAUUAAAUUAUACACCA
Colias croceus (clouded yellow) is the source of this 1925-nucleotide messenger RNA. Its product is annotated as location of vulva defective 1-like. The record is from RefSeq and is a predicted model, not a curated record. Lineage: Eukaryota; Metazoa; Arthropoda; Insecta; Lepidoptera; Pieridae. The transcript is spliced from 4 exons. Bases 152 to 1579 code for a protein of 475 amino acids.